Molecule: messenger RNA, 1301 nt
Organism: Somion occarium
Lineage: Eukaryota; Fungi; Basidiomycota; Agaricomycetes; Polyporales; Cerrenaceae
Source: the annotation of a GenBank genome assembly
GGUCCCCUCCACCAGCUCCUUAUAUGCUAUGAUCUCUUGUGUUACAUUGUGGAAGUUGCCGACCACUCAAAACUACUAUAUAUAAGUACUCAUCCCAAAGUGUUUCCUGGUCAACUUUUGAUGGCCAUGUUCUCGCAUGAAACUCUUAUCGGUGCAGUGUUCGUAUUAGCCUUUGGACUCCAAUUAAAGCAUUUCAUAUUGUCGAGUCCACGACGCCGCCCUGAUCUUCUAAAGACAGUUCUACCGAACGAGAUUCUGCUCAAUAUCUUCGAAUUGUUGCCUUUGCAGUCUUUGAUUGUUGUCAGAGGUGUUAGCCGUCUAUGGCGUGACCUGGUCGAAGUCGCACAUAUCGAUCCCACUCGUAGAAGUCUUCUUGAUCUCUACCUCGACGUCAUUCAAUCUCCCGCCUUUCAACUCUCACGACAUGAAGUUAUCCAGCAAUUGAACGAGUGCGAUCAUCCGCCCGGAGCAUACUUUGUUGCUCGAGUAGAAGCUAGCUCCAGGUGGCGUCUUCCUGACGAAAUUCGAAUGUGGUUUCGAGAAUGGCCAACACGAGCCAUUUUUCUGUGGAUGUGGCCAGCUUUUCCUGCCAUACCCUCCCCGUCUGGCGUCUUCGCAGGCACGCAAAACUUAGUAUGCAGGCGAAAACGGGUAUGGAUGCACCUUGACUUCGAAAUGUCAGAUGGAAGCAAUCCGAAUCUUGGGGCAGUUUACCUACUUGGACACGACUUCAACUCGGAUAUGAUUGUGUAUGCCCAUGGAGGGGAGAGGACACAAACUUCUAACAAUAUGCUGUUGCUUAGCUGGGAUGACCGGCUGUUCCCUCUUCCUGGUGGAUUUAUUGACUUUCUGAGAGGCCAAUUGAAACAACUGGACGAGGGGGUCUCAGAGAGGGGCCUCUUGAAAGAAAGGAUUACGUCCGUAUACGAUCGCUUCAUGUAUGAGGCUUCAUGAUUUUGGUUUCUUCUGGCUUCCGAAAGUCUUUUCUCGCACAUGUAUGUGUCUCGGGGUUCACUUUUCAUUAUCUCCGAUAAGCGAAAAGGUCUACUCCCCGCCCCUCCAUCUCCCGUUUGUUUUGGGCUUAACGAACCCUUCGGCGACCUUUGUGAAACAUCUCCGAACAUGUCAUUCGUUUUUGCGAUGUUCCUUUUCAACGCCGGUUGUACACUGGCUUGGAUUGAAGUCCGUAUCCCCUCGAGCGCCGUUCGCCCGGAAAUGUGCCCAGAUGAGCAAGCGCCGCGUGGAUUUGUUCGCGUUACGAGUCCAGGUUGUGCGUCUCAUACAUGACCCUCAGCUCUUUA